AAACUAUCAUAACCUCAAACGUUAAACUGUCAUUUUUCAGAAAGUGAUUGUUGACAAAUUGAUACGAAAUUAGAGAAUUUUAGAUAUGCCCUCAAAAAAGAAAAAAUACAAUGCCAGAUUUCCCGCAGGCCGAAUUAAAAAAAUAAUGCAAACUGACGAAGAGGUUGGAAAAGUGGCACAAGCUGUACCAGUUAUAAUCUCCAGAACGUUGGAGUUAUUUGUGGAGUCGUUGCUGACGAAAUCAAUGCAAAUAACGCAGUCCCGAAAUGCAAAGACUUUAACUCCGUCCCACAUGAAGCAAUGUAUAUUAUCAGAAAGUCGUUUUGACUUUUUAAAAGACUUAGUGAAAAAUAUUCCCGAUGCAAGUGCACAAGAAGAUAACAAAAACAACUUGAUGUUUGAAGCACAACAGCUUCAGGAAUCUGAAUCAAAACAAGAGUCGCAGCCUGCAUUAACCGUGGAAGUUUCAAAACCGGAAGUACCGGCGACUUUGUACACAGAACAAAGUACGUCCACGGCAAGAACACCAGUUAUUCAAUAUGGACCUAAAGUAGCGCAAGUAGAGACGAAAAAGUUCAAUUUCUCAGUUAAUAACUUGAUUGAGCCGGCGAAGGAAGGACCCAAAGUGCGCAUUACUGUAGCAGAACCCGUACCUGUGCCGCCUUUAGUACCAACUAGGGGUGUACCCUCUAAUAGUAGUGUCCAAGAAAAUACACCACAAGUUCAUUGCGAUAACAUCCCGCCUCUUAUACCCAUUUCACACCAUUAUUACAAUCAGAAUACUGAAGACAAUUUGUGUAUUGAUGAAGAUUACGAUAAUUAAAAAUUUCCUGACAUCAGUUUUUUGUUCAAUUAAACGUAAUUCUACCUACCUGACGGCUUUACCGAUAACCUAUUUACAGUGAAAACAUACAAUUGUUAUUAAAAUGUUUUGUAUUGGGUAAAAAAAUACAUUAGUACAUUAUGUACAAUUUUAAAAAUAUUAAAGUAUUAUAAUCAAUA
This is a messenger RNA of Tribolium madens (black flour beetle), 1002 nucleotides long. It is a transcript of the gene NC2alpha, whose product is annotated as transcription regulator complex subunit bur6. The record is from RefSeq and is a predicted model, not a curated record. The transcript is spliced from 3 exons. Bases 86 to 823 code for a protein of 245 amino acids. Gene Ontology annotation, biological process: transcription by RNA polymerase II; negative regulation of transcription by RNA polymerase II; positive regulation of transcription by RNA polymerase II. Gene Ontology annotation, cellular component: negative cofactor 2 complex; nucleus. Gene Ontology annotation, molecular function: transcription coactivator activity; transcription corepressor activity; protein heterodimerization activity. NCBI's taxonomy places the organism in Eukaryota, Metazoa, Arthropoda, Insecta, Coleoptera, Tenebrionidae.